Molecule: messenger RNA, 1233 nt
Organism: Solanum lycopersicum (tomato)
Lineage: Eukaryota; Viridiplantae; Streptophyta; Magnoliopsida; Solanales; Solanaceae
Source: RefSeq, a predicted model, not a curated record
CCCCUAAAAAAGUAAAAAAGGAAAAGAAGACAAAAUGAGAAUUAGAAGGAUAUAUUGACCCAAAAUGUUUUAAAGGGUACUAUAGAGUAUAAAAACUUCUCCAGUUGGUACAAGCAAGUUUUUGUUGAAAGGAUUGGAGUGAAUUGAUAGUUCUUUGCCUUCAGAGGCGGAGUCGAGAUUCGAAAUUUAUAUGUUUGAGACUAGAGACUUAAGUUAUAGGGUUUUAAAUUAAUAGUAUAAACAUAUUCAACGGAAUUUUAAUACAAAUAUCCAUAACCAAAAUGCUAGCUUGCUUCUGCUCUCCUUUUUGUGUCUGUUAGUGACUGAUGAUAUAAGAAUAGAAAGUAAAGGUAGCAAGACUGGUAACUAGUUCAAGAAAUGACUGGAAAUUCUUUUGGUAGAUUGCGUAUUAGGUAUUCGAUGUGUCUUGGUUGAGUGGGGAAAAUAAGCACGAGUAAUGGUAUGCAGUAACAACAAUCAUUUGGUUUCAAAACUGAGUCUUGAUCUGACAAAUAUUGAUAAGUGGUUUUUGAAAGUUCUUGUCGAGGGGCUUUGAGCUGGUGAAGGUACUUGUGAGUGGAAAUCUUAAGUGGUGAAGGUACUUGCUAGCGGAAAUCUUAACUUCUGUUUUAAUUUACGCAGCAUGGACCACGAUACUGUUGGAGCUUCACAAGCUGCAGCUAAGAGUGAGGGCAUUGAGUCCUAUAGAAAAAUGCAGCAGGCUUCUGUGAAAGAGACAUCUGAAGUGAAUGAAGGUCAAGGUGGUAAAAAUGUCGCAGCUUAUGUGGCCCCAGCACAUGAGAAAUCUCAUGGUGAUGUAAACAUGGAGGCGGAUAUCACUAUGGAUGAUGUAAUAAGAGCCGGAGGUCUAGGAGCAAGAGACGAUUUAAAUAGUGUUCUUCCUGUGGCAGCUGAUACCACUGACUUUGAAGCUUCUAUUCGUGAUGCGUGGGACUAUGAAGGGCAACGUGAAAGCAUUACUCGACCAGGCCUUGGCUGGACAGAACCUGCAAAGAAAUAGAUCUAACCAUGGUACAACUUAAGGUGGACUUUCAAGGUGUUGUCCAGUUUUACUGGCACUCUUAAACUCUCAGUUCUGCUUCUGUUGAUUGAAUGUUCCCUUAUGUGUCUUAUGGUUCUUUAUGAAAUAAAUCAUAUCCCCAUGUAUGAAAUUAAUUAUAGCUCGGUGGAUCUUUUUAGCAACAUGCUUAUUUGUCAAUCUAUUGUUUCUCC